UUCAGCGAAAAAAGGAUUUUUCGGAAAAGUGAUUUUGUUAACAACUCUCCUCUCCUCUUUACUGCUGGACUAAAAGGGGAAAGAAGGGUGACGAGUAUGAAUAUCAAAUUCACGAGCGCGCUCUUAGCCGCUCUAAUCUGCCUGUCAUUUACCAGCCACCUCGUGCGGGCGAGAAGUUUAAAAGAUUUAGCAAGUAUUUCCAAAGAGGAAGGUAUCGAUAACGAGGCUCAAGACGACGGUGACGAGGCUACAGACACAGCUGUGGAUGAAGUGGAUGCGGACAGCUUAGACGGAGAUGACAAUGAAUCAGCGAUAAAAAGAGGCCACUUAACUGACGAGUAUGAUUACUCAGAUGAAUCUGCAGAAUCCGGAAGUGCUGCGGCAGAAAGCGGAAGUGGAGGUGAAGAGGAAGCAGCCCCUGAGACUGAACCGAUGUGUCCUCCACCAUGCAUCCGUCCUCCUGGCCCAGAGCACUGGGUACCGCGACCCCGCUACGAACCCGGCCCAGCCAUUCCUCCCCCGCCACUUGAGCCACCCCCACCCCCUCCUCCAUGCCCACCGACAUGCAUGCAAGUGUGCGCUCCUACCUGUGACCCAAGCUGCUGUGGAACACCCGUAGCCUUACCUCCACCCCCACCGAUGCCAGCUUGCCAACCAUCCUGCGCACCAACUUGUUGCCCAAUUCCACCCCCACCACCUCCUCCACCACCGCCACCACCACCACCCCCACCCCCACCACCAAUGAUUUGUCCUCCAACAUGCCAGCCCAGCACCUGUGCCCCAGCCUGCCCUCCAAUAUGCUGCAAGAGAGGAGACUAAUCUCCAGUCGAGUUACCUUCAACCAAACUAGAACUUCGCGAUCAUGAUGGUACAUGCGAUAGUGAAACGCAACUUGACUUUCUCGUUUUUCUGUCAAGAAUAUGGUAUUUCUGUACAUACAAUGACGUUUUAAGGUCUUUUGCUUUUUAUCUGAGAGCAUAUUGUGACAAAUUUAUGUUUUAAGUAUCGUUACUGGUUCAAUAAAGUAUUCAAGUUUA
Molecule: messenger RNA, 1037 nt
Organism: Pocillopora verrucosa
Lineage: Eukaryota; Metazoa; Cnidaria; Anthozoa; Scleractinia; Pocilloporidae
Product: actin-binding protein WASF2
Source: RefSeq, a predicted model, not a curated record